AUGUACAGAUCGAGGCAAGAUCAACGGCGGCGAGCCUCGAAGGUUGCAUUGGCUGUAUUCGAGCAGCAGCGCUACGACGGUGGCCGUGGGGGCCAGAAUGGCAAGUCCCACGGGAAUUACCAGCGAGCUGGGCCACUGGGUCGGGCUGGGCUAGGCAUUGAAGCACACGGAGUAACCGACGCCCAGGCCCCCGAACCAGGAGCAUUCCCAGGCAUCAAAUUGAUGAGGGGAGACGAGGUUGAGUCAGGGGAAUAG
Molecule: messenger RNA, 255 nt
Organism: Penicillium macrosclerotiorum
Lineage: Eukaryota; Fungi; Ascomycota; Eurotiomycetes; Eurotiales; Aspergillaceae
Exons: 1
Coding region: 1-255 (84 amino acids)
Source: RefSeq, a predicted model, not a curated record